This is a messenger RNA of Postia placenta MAD-698-R-SB12, 525 nucleotides long. RefSeq lists its product as hypothetical. NCBI's taxonomy places the organism in Eukaryota, Fungi, Basidiomycota, Agaricomycetes, Polyporales, Adustoporiaceae. The transcript is spliced from 4 exons. Bases 1 to 525 code for a protein of 174 amino acids. The record is from RefSeq and is a predicted model, not a curated record.
AUGCGUUCUCAAGCGCUCAUCUCUGAGGUGGUCUUCAACGUCAACUCUAUCGUCGCCGCACUCUUCACGCGCGGAAGAGAUGAGGGAUUCCAUUGGAUGCUUGCCCUUCCUGGCGCUGGAGAGGAGCCUGAGGAGCCUGGUGCAGACCUGAAGCUUCACGUCAAUAAUCCUAGGGGCAGAUGGCAGUUCCAGGCUGGUGACCACAACCUCCCACAGUCUGAAACACUGUGCACGGUCAUAAGGAUCGGUUCACGGGGAAUGACUACCCCCGCGCAAAUCCGCAGAAUCGUCGAAGGGAUCGGUAUGAAUGUGGUCCCUGAAGUCGACCGCCGUCGGGAGGAGAGGUUCACCUGUCGUGUUUGGUUUAGGGAAGCCAUACGUCGCCUCGUUGAGAAUAACAUUCUUCAUUGUCUGGAUGUUGAUGCAUUGGAAGCUGAGCUCAUAUCGUUGUCGAGCCCUAGUGCAGAGGGUGUCCUAGCAGGGACCGGAAAAUAUACUAUACAUAUUGCUGCAAGCUGCUUUUGA